AUGACUCGACCUGGGAAACCCGUGGGAAGGGGGGGGGGGCUGCAUUUGGGUGCUGCAUUGGAUUGCAUUGGAUUGCAUUGGUACCUCGGCACCGGUGUCUGCGCUGAUUUCCUUUCAUCUCAUCUUGCUGAGCCGGUCUUAUCGGGAUGUGAGAUGUGA
Plenodomus lingam JN3 is the source of this 159-nucleotide messenger RNA. NCBI's taxonomy places the organism in Eukaryota, Fungi, Ascomycota, Dothideomycetes, Pleosporales, Leptosphaeriaceae. The record is from RefSeq and is a predicted model, not a curated record.